Molecule: messenger RNA, 2110 nt
Organism: Catharus ustulatus (Swainson's thrush)
Lineage: Eukaryota; Metazoa; Chordata; Aves; Passeriformes; Turdidae
Gene: PLTP
Product: phospholipid transfer protein
Exons: 16
Coding region: 16-1920 (634 amino acids)
Biological process (GO): phospholipid transport; ceramide transport; high-density lipoprotein particle remodeling
Molecular function (GO): phosphatidylcholine binding; phosphatidic acid binding; diacylglycerol binding
Source: RefSeq, a predicted model, not a curated record
CCCAGGCCCUCCCAGAUGCCGUUUGCACAUGUCCCCCUCUCACGGGGGCUGCCGGAGAGAUCCACGGCCGUGGCUGCGUGUGCAGGACGCGGGGAGUGGUGUUCUCGAGGAGAGGAAGGCUUCAUGUCCUGCCUGGAGCUGGGGUGGCCAGGCGAGCCGCUGUCUGUGCCGGUGCUGGCAGCCAGCCGGGCUCGGCGGGACACAGACCUGCAUCCUCCCCGUCCAUCCGUCCCGCUGUCUCCUCCCAGCUGUGAGCCCACAAGGAGUGGCAGCUGGGGGCUAUAUAAAGGCAGGGAAACCUCAGCCAGCUCAAAAGAAAGUCUUGGAGCUGGUGGUGUUCUCCCUCCCUCCUGCCUUCACGUGAUUCAGCUUCCCCACGUCGGGAGCCGAGGACAAGCCUCGCUGUGCGAGAUGGCUGCCGGCAGCUGCCUCCUUCUCCUCCUUCUGCCCUCGCUGGUCAUAGCCUCGCACAGCCCUCCUGGCUGUAAGAUCCGGAUUACUUCCAAGGGGCUGGACCUGGUGAAGCAGGAGGGGCUGCGCUUUGUGGAGCAGGAGCUGCACAACAUCACGGUGUCGGACCUGCAUGGGAAUGAGGGGCAGUUCCAUUACAACAUCAGCCAGGUCAAGGUGACAGACCUGCAGCUGGCCUUUUCAGACCUGAACUUCCAGCCCCAGCAGCACCUUGUCUUCAACAUCAACAAUGCUUCCAUUAGCCUACGCUUCCGCAGGCAGCUGCUCUACUGGUUCUUCUACGACAUUGGGUCCAUCAAUGCUUCUGCGGAUGGUGUCCACAUCUACACAGUGCUGCAGUUGGCCAAGGAUAAGGCUGGGCGCCUCAAGAUCUCCAAUAUGACCUGCAAUGCCUCCAUAGCCAGAAUGCAUGCUGGCUUCUCUGGCACACUCAGGAAGGUCUAUGAGUUCCUGAGCACCUUCAUUGUCACAGGGAUGCGCUUCCUCCUCAGCCAGCAGAUCUGCCCAUCCCUGGAGCAUGCCAGCCUGGUGCUGCUGAACUCUUUGCUGGACACAGUGCCUGUGAGGAACUAUGUGGAUGAGCAUAUCGGGAUUGACUACUCCCUCCUACGAGAUCCAUCCGUCUCCACUGACACCCUUGACCUUGACUUCAAGGGCAUGUUCUUCCCCCGGGUGAGAGAGGACCAGGAGCUGGAGAACCAUGCAGUGGAGCCGGUGAUCAAGGAGACUGAACGCAUGGUUUACGUUGCCUUCUCGGAGUACUUCUUCGACUCAGCCAUGCACUCAUACUUCCAGGCAGGCGUGCUGACCAUAGAGCUCCAGGGGGAGAAGAUACCCAAGGAUCUGGAGGUUUUGCUGAGAGCCACAUUCUUUGGGACAAUCUUCAUGCUGAGUCCUUCUGUGGAUGCUCCGCUGCGGCUUGUGCUGCAGGUCUCUGCUCCCCCUCGCUGCAUCAUCAAACCCUCGGGGACCUCAGUCUCUGUCUCUGCCUUCCUGAACAUCUCACUGGUGCCCCCAGACCGCCCACCUGUCCAGCUCUCCAGCAUGGCCAUGGAAACCAAGCUGAGUGCUAAGGUGUUCCUGCAAGGGAAGGCACUGCGUGUGCAGCUGGACCUACGACGGUUUCGCAUCUAUUCCAAGCAGUCAGCGCUGGAGUCACUCGCGCUGUUCUCACUGCAGGCCCCACUGAAGACCUUGCUGCAGCUGAGUAUCAUGCCCAUCAUUAACGAGAGGACAAAGAAGGGUGUGCAGAUCCCACUGCCCGAAGGCAUGGACUUCACCAGGGAGGUGGUCACCAAUCAUGCGGGAUUCCUCACAGUGGGAGCUGAUCUCCACUUCUCCAAGGGGCUGCGGGAGGUGAUUGAGAAAUACCGCCCAGUGCCGACUGCCACUGCUGCCUACUCCAGCUCCCAGCCUGCAGAGCCUAGCCCGGACCCCAGCUCACUCUAGCUCUCCUCCCUGGACCAAGGGCAGAUCCCGGGCUGGACCCGUAGACUGUAGGUAGGAAGCAGCUUCCCUGGUACCACCAGCACAUUGUCAGGGCAUCCAGGCCCUGGUGGGGCGCAGCAAGGUGGAGAGGGUGCUCUGGGAACCCCUGCUGCACCCCUGCUCAUUACACUAAUAAACCACCUGACUCCAA